Messenger RNA from Pygocentrus nattereri (red-bellied piranha), 1200 nucleotides. RefSeq names its product serine/threonine-protein kinase pim-1-like. Lineage: Eukaryota; Metazoa; Chordata; Actinopteri; Characiformes; Serrasalmidae. Gene Ontology annotation, cellular component: cytoplasm. The coding region runs from base 400 to 1200 and encodes 266 amino acids. The transcript is spliced from 6 exons. Gene Ontology annotation, molecular function: protein serine/threonine kinase activity; ATP binding. The record is from RefSeq and is a predicted model, not a curated record. Gene Ontology annotation, biological process: regulation of mitotic cell cycle; negative regulation of apoptotic process; protein autophosphorylation.
GGCGUAAAACAGUGCCAUGACAACACGUGUCAAUCAGCGCACCCUCAUUACGGUGUCAUAUGGAUGACGCUGUAGACACGGCUUUCUGCGAGAGGAAUUUCACCAUUUCUAGUCAGAGGACGAGAAAAAAAGAUUUCACACGUCUAGGUUGUAUCAUUUUUAGCUAAAUCUUCGAGAAGAAAGUGAAACUGCUGGUUGUUUUCAGCUCAUACAGCAGAUGAUGGAGCAGCGGUCUGAACCAAAGUUGGGAAGAGGAAAAGGUCAGAGGAGGGCUGUAGCCAGACUGUCCUGCAGGGAAAAAACAACUGCUCUGCCAAGAAAGAACCUGUUGUAGUGCUGGAAAAACUUAACACUGAAGCCCCAGCGAGGAAGAAGAGGAAGGGGGCAGUCGGGCAGCCCAUGAGGAGAACUAGGAGACAGAGGAAAGCCACCAAGCUUGACACCUUUGCCUCUCGCUAUACAAUGGGAGAAAAACUAGGCGAAGGAAGCUUUGGAUCUGUCUUUAAAGGACAACGUGUAUCUGAUGGCCUACAGGUGGCCAUUAAAUUUGUGAGAAAACUGCAUGUUUCUAUUUUCCUUCAGGCUGAUGAGAUAAAGGUCAUGCCUGUGGAGGUGGCUCUGCUGCAGAUCAGGAGCCAGACACCCAUCUGCAAGACCGUCAUCCAGCUCAUCGAAUGGUUUGAUGAGCUUGACCGCUACAUCUUGGUCCUGGAGCGUCCUGAUCCUUGCAAGAGCUUAGACAGUUUCCUUCAGGACUGUGGAGGUUAUGUCACUGAAGACAUGGUGCAAAAUUUAAUGUGGCAGUCAGUGAUGGCAGCGUUUCAGUGCAGAAGGCAAGGUGUCCUGCACUGGGAAAUCAAGCCGGAAAACUUAUUGAUCAACCAGGACACUUUGGAGGUCAAACUGAUUGACUUUGGCUGCGGCGAUUUCAUCAAGAAAUAUGGUUAUAAUAUUUUUGAAGGCACGGAUGAAUACUGCCCUUCUGAGUUUAUUCUGGAUGGGAGGUAUCAUGCUGGUCCUGCAAGUGUUUGGUCCCUUGGUGUUCUAAUGUUCAGGAUGGUUUGCAGGUACCUUCCCUUUACUAAUGAUGAUGACAUCACUGGUGGGGGUCUGCACUUCAGAGAUGGCCUCUCAGAUGGCGAGACAAAUGAGAGCAUCCUGGUAAACAAUUGUGAAAAUGACAGUUGUUCAUACCUUUAA